Mastomys coucha (southern multimammate mouse) is the source of this 1604-nucleotide messenger RNA. RefSeq names its product translation initiation factor IF-2-like. Lineage: Eukaryota; Metazoa; Chordata; Mammalia; Rodentia; Muridae. The record is from RefSeq and is a predicted model, not a curated record. The coding region runs from base 1 to 747 and encodes 248 amino acids. The transcript has 3 exons.
AUGAGCUCUGCUCGAGAUGAACUUCCAGAUGAGACCUGCGGGGGUGGGACGCUCCCGCGCGCUCAGGUUCCGCACCUGUCAAGCGCCAGCGGUGGCCUAGGCCGUCGCCGGGAUCUGGGACCGCCCCGGCCGGCGGAACUCCAGGCCGGCCCCUGCCGCCGGAGCCCGAGCGCCGCCCCGCUCGCGAGGCCGGGGAAAGGGGGCGCAGCCCUCCACGUGGCGGGGCGCGGGGCGGCGCACCUCACCUGGGCUCCGCGCCGCCGCCUCCCGCGCUCUGCGCCCUCGGCUCGGCUUGGCUCGGCUCGGCUCGGUCCGGUUCGGCUCUCAGCGGGAGGAGCCGCCCGGGCUUCGGCUCGCGCGCGGCGGCGCCUCGGGCUGCGUGCUGAUUGGCUGGCCAAGGGACCCUGGCGUGGAGCGCGCGUGCCCGCCGCGGCCUCGGCCGCGCGCCCCGGGGCCCGCGGAGACUUAAGUAGCGGCGGGGCGGAGGCGAGGUGGGGGGAGAAGGAGGCGGCCGCCGGCGGCAGGAAGCGAGGCCCGGCUCGCGCUGGGGCGCUCGGGCCGCGAGUUGGGGAAUGGGUCUCGGUUCCUGCCAGCCCGCUCCACGCCGCUUUUGUUCCUGAGCGUGGGGAGAAGUUCCCCCAAGGCGACGGAGGGGAAAACCCAGGAGCCGUCUGGCGGUUCCCUCCCUGGAUUUCGGGGCAACGCCCAUUAUGGGGAAACCCUUUCCGCAAGCCGCCUCCCCACUGACCACUGCCGCAAGCUCGCACUACAAUGCAUCACUCACUCCGAACGGCCAGUGAAGUUCUAGGUCUCGCCCACAAGGCUGACCAAACACUCUUCCUCUUUUUGACGUUUUACUUUGCUGAAGCCUAAAAGCUUAUUGAGUCUCCCACUUGGGUAACAACCGAGAAAGAAAAGGGUAUUUCAAGGGCUCGCUGACCUGGUGGCCUUGGAUGUGGGGGGUCGGUGUACUCAGACUUGGAUGUUCACCAGGGGCUGUCUGCAUGUUCUGCCAGCAGCCAAAAGGGAAUCAGAGUUGAGAUGUCAAAUUCACUGAGGAUUCAAAGCUCUUUGUCAACUGGGUCGACUUCCAGCCCUCAAUAAAUUAUUUGCAGUAUUCCUAGGUCGAGCAGUUACAAACACUUCCCAGGACCGGACAAAUAACUCAGUGAGUGUUCUGAUGAGGUGGCCAUCCCUGAUACUGCUCAACGCUCUUGCAUUUAUUUGUUAGUAGCAAAUGGAGCGAGCGAGACGAAGAUGGAAUAGUACACAGUCGUUAAAAGGACUGUUAGAUCCAUUUGUACCCACACGAAGAGAAAAAAACAAAAACAUGAAGAGUAAGACAGCAAGCUGCAGGAUACAGUCUCAUGCACGGUUUGCGUGUAUUUUUAAGCCCCACUCUUGAGUGACUUCCUGAGGAGACAUGAACAAAUGUCUAUUCACUCAAAAUAGGGCGCCAACAACAGAUCAAAGACAACAAUUCCAUCCAAGCCCAGCUUGGUGAACCAAUGAGUUUAUUGGGCUUACUCAUCUCCAGCACGGAUGGUGACCUGCCAAAAGAUGAGUAUGUGGAUGUCUCCUUCGUUUCCCGGCCUCCUUAUAUA